This is a messenger RNA of Bombyx mandarina (wild silkworm), 1922 nucleotides long. Its product is annotated as suppressor of lurcher protein 1. The record is from RefSeq and is a predicted model, not a curated record. NCBI's taxonomy places the organism in Eukaryota, Metazoa, Arthropoda, Insecta, Lepidoptera, Bombycidae. Gene Ontology annotation, cellular component: plasma membrane.
AUCAAGAUACUAUUGACGUCGACGACCUUAAUCCUGGUGUUUCACUUAUCCCUCCACACGGUUGACGAAGGACACGCCAUAAAUCCAAGUUGCGAGUGCAUCCGCUUCACUUCAACAUACGGCAAAGAGCGCGGAACAUUCAGCAGCCCCGACUACCCGCGUCCGUAUCCGCCGCACCUCUCCUGCGUACUCUACACGUUCAUCGCUGCACCACACGAAAUCGUGGAACUCAUCUUCACGGACUUCGAUAUCUACAAAGAGCAUCUUGAAUGCGUUCAUGGCGACUACAUCAAGGUUUAUUCUGAAGGGAUCCACGGGCCUGGUCCUCCUGGCAUCAACGAGUAUUCUGCCUGGUCGAGGAUAAUUUGCGGAAGCAGAGUCGAUGCACCUCCGGCACUGUAUUCCCACGGACCUGUUCUAGUUUUAGAACUACACACGGGAACAAAAGCAUCAAAUGCCACUGGAUUUGUCGGGACGUAUAGGUUUAUUGAUAGAAGAAACUUUGAAACGGACGGCAUCCGAGUCCCGGACACGUGGUGCGACUACGUGUUCAACUCGCAGCCGAAUAGACCGGUACACGGUCGCCUGUACAGUCCGAGAUACCCAUCGAGCUACCCCAGUAAUAUGCGGUGUAACUAUCAUUUUAAUGCCAGACAAAAUGAAAGGAUCAAACUAGUUUUUGACGAAUCUUUUCUUCAGAAAGGAGACAUGAGUUGUCUGAACCGGGCGGACAUAAUAAAAGUGUUCGAUGGUCGAACGUCAACCGCACCUGUACUCGCGAUGCUGUGCAACGAGCUUAUUGGUUUUGAAAUACUAUCGACAGGGCCUGAGCUACUGGUGCAAUUUACGGCGAAUUCCGAUACACCAGGCCAGGGUUUCAAGGCCAGCUAUCAAUUUCAAAUGCAAUAUAAUUCUAAUACAGAUGGGGACAUUAAUAAAAAAUCAAGCACGGCCGACGCAAUAUCCGGAUUGGGCCCAGCUGUGAGUGCUGCCACAUCAUCGUGCCAUCAAGUACUCAGCAGCGACAAGAGCAAAAGCGGCAAAUUAACAUCUCCGCUGUACCCCUCGCCGUAUCCACAGAAGACGCAUUGUCAUUAUGACUUCAUGGCGAGGGGAAGGGAACGCGUUAGACUCGUGUUCGAGGAUUUCAGCUUACAACGAAUAAGCGACAGUGCUAUAGAUUGCGAAAGCUCGGAUUCCAUAGAUGUAUUUUUGUACGUGGACGGGCGGCUUGAGAAGAUGGCGUCAUUUUGCAACGACACGCCAAAACCAAUAAUGUCGAAUGGACCAAAGCUAUCCAUCGAAUUCAGGGGGAUUUUCUCUUCGAGGAACUCCAGGGGUUUCAAGAUAUCGUAUUAUUUUGUCGAAGACUACGCUAUUUCAACGGGAAUUCAGCUACAGGAGUUUCCGUGUGCCUUCGUAUACAAUAGCAGCGAACGAUCCAAGGGUGUUGUGACGUCACCGAAUUAUCCCGGCUUCUAUCCUCGUGAUACCGAAUGUAAUUACUUCUUCUACGGCCACGAAAAUGAAAGAGUCCUUCUACACUUCACCUACUUCGAUGUUGAAGGCGUAAUGCCAUGCGAGGCGGUCUCGGCAAGCGACUACGUACAAUUUUCAAGCCAAAUGAUAGACUCAAAAAGUCAGCGCUACUGUGGCCAGCUGAGGGAGCUUCAAGUUACGUCAGAUAAAAACUUCCUGAGGAUCACAUUUAGAUCAAACGAUAGGCUAGACGGAACCGGCUUCAAAUGUGAUUAUAUUUUCUUGAGAGAUUCGGAGAUGCACAGCAUGACAAUGCCAGAUUCUCAUGACAAGGGUACAAAUAUUCGGUUAACAAAAUUGCUAUUGUUAAUUUGUUUUGAGUUCCGAACGAUAGCAUUCAGAUAAUAGGAAACGUGCAAUUUGUGAAAUCGAAGAGAAUUUAU